AUGUGCAAGACUCAAAGCAUUGCUCACAUCUGUGGGCACACAGUCACCUUUCGUCUCAGCAUCUGCGCUGCGAGCUUCCAAUUCCAAACGCCAAAGUCGGAAGUGAAAGCCAAGUGCUGUGCGUCGCCAGACAUCACCUUGCACUUUCUCCAUCCAUGCGGGCCGUGUGAGCGGAUCAGAGCACAAGAGCGAGUCACGGCGGAGCUCGCUCUCAUCGAAGCGAAAUUCCCGAGCUCAAGUUGGGCGGUCCCGUCUGAGCUUGAGGCUGCGCGAGCUCAAGCAGACCAUGAGCUAUGGGCUGAUUUCAGGAAAUUUCCAGACAGCAAGUUCAAGUCUAAGAGACUUUCAAAGCCUGAGCGGGGUUGGAAAACGGCCACAGAUCCCAAAGGAAGCUUAUUGCGUACGGAGGUGAAACCUGGUGAUGUUCUGGAUGAGUGGGGAGGAGCAAUAUCAUUGUCGGAUGAGAUUGCCAGCAUCGAAGCAGAGAGAGCUGCGGAUGGAAUGCCUCCACUUGCCCCUCUGACUUCUGUUUUCGAAGACGAUAACGAUUGGGGAAACAUUGCAGAGCUGGGAGUGUGCGAGCCCGCCAUCCCGACGAGUCGGGAGUAUGUCUCGACACGUCCAGCUGCCAUGGGGAAAAGUGAAGGUCAAGACAACAAGACAAAAAGCGACCUAUAUGCUACUUUCCAACCUCCUCAUCUAAGGCAUCGUCGGCGCCUGCAGGAGAGAGCACAGCAAGUUCURCACGACACGUCGUCGAUCAACGGCAAGAAGGUAGCCUCCGAGGCUACAAACAUGAUCCGCCGCUUGGCAACGCCGUUCAUGUGA
Messenger RNA from Ramularia collo-cygni, 828 nucleotides. RefSeq lists its product as uncharacterized. NCBI's taxonomy places the organism in Eukaryota, Fungi, Ascomycota, Dothideomycetes, Mycosphaerellales, Mycosphaerellaceae. The record is from RefSeq and is a predicted model, not a curated record. The coding region runs from base 1 to 828 and encodes 275 amino acids. The transcript has a single exon.